AUGAUGUUCAGAUUUGCACAGCAAACACAGGUCAUCAAGGGAAGGCUCCCCAACCAGUUUGCCCAUGCUUCUGCUAGAAACUCAUUCAACCAUUCGAUACGGUUCAACAGUGCUGUGACUUUGGAGAGACAGGACUCUUCUGGCAGCACUGCAACCAAUCCGUUGGCCCAGACGUCGAAUCAGGUGAAUGCGGCAGUGACAAAAGUUCGCCAUCUGCGGAACAACUUGAAUACAGCAAGCGGAAGGCCUUUACAACAGUUCAAUGCUCCGAACCGUAAUAUAGCGCCGUCCACCACGUCAGCAGACUCUCCAUGGUACCACAAAGUGUGCGCGUUCGAAGACUGCGUGUCGCAAACGCUGUACAUGUCUCAGACACCCAGGCGUAAGACGAUGAAGCACAAUUCUGAGCAUCCAAACUCGAACUCGAACCCGCUCUUUUGGGACUCCAUCGGUAGAGCCAUGGACUUGUACCACGAUCUGAUCAAUACGCCAGAGUUGAACUCUGACCGCGUUUCCAAGCUAGUGCAUCUUCUACACAAUGGUUUGCGAGCCAACAGAAACCAGUUAACGAGAAUGAACAAGAAACCCGAUUAUGACUCUCAAAGCUUCCACAAAGAGAUGACCAAUUAUCUCUGUAGGUCAUUGAGAGAGAUAUCCGACGAAGUGCUGCGCGGUAAAGUUGAGCUCAAUGAGUACGGUGCCAUGCACCUGAUCACUGCUUUCAAGGAACUUUUGUUGUUUGAAGAAGCGGUCGAUAUCUGGAAGAAUGCUAUCAACGGUAGCAAUCAAUACACCGCUAACAUCUUCCUGAAUCCAAGAGUCGUUGGUGUCAUAUUACCAAUCCUCUACGACAAUGGCGUUUCUUACCCAGAAAUUCAAAACCUGUACGAGAAGUCUUCCUCAAUGAUUGACUAUUUCCAUCCAAAUCUUUCCGUCGGAAUGAUUAGAGCCUCAUUGUCAGCAGGCGAAAAUGAAAUGGCUCUGAAACUUUUCCAAAGACUAUGUGAGGAAAGCACAGAGAUGAAAUAUGGUUAUUUAAUUGAAACCCAUCUUUCAUUCAUUGGUGAGUGUAAGGACCUCAACGUGGCACAAACAUUUUUCGAUAAAGCCUUGAACGACGAAAUGCCAUAUAAGAUAGAUCUGCAGGUCUCCUAUGUGAAAUCGUUCCUAAGAAAUAUCUGGACUCAAACUCAUGACUUUAAUCAUGUUUAUCAGAUUUGGUUCAAAUCUUCCUUACAUUAUGGCAAGGGUGUAAACCAUGGUAUCUCAUCUUCCUUGAAUGAUACCUUUUUUGACAUCUUCUUUGAGAACUAUGCUCAAGAUAAAGUUCAAGGUUUUGAAACGUUACAAAAUUUGAUUCAAACUUACAACCAAAUCAAACCUAUCGAUGAACCAUUCUUCAACAUCAUUCUGGCCAAAUGUACGGUUUGGCGUGAUCGUAGUAUCAUUGAAUACAUCGACAAAAGCUACGAACUUUUCCAUAUCCCAAAAACAAUUGUCGCUUACAGAAUCUUGUUGAAGUCAAUGGGCUCGGUCGAUGAUGCGACCAAUAGUGAAAUCUUGCAAAGAUGGAUUCAUUUAAUCACCAAGUCAGACGAAAUUGGUCAACGAUUUAUUGCCAACGCUGACUGGGCUGCGCUAAGAGAUGCGACAGUCACUUGGACCCAAUUCCAAAAGGAAAGGGCAACUCAGGCAACGACUCGCCAAGAAUCAGCAGCAGGAUCACCGAAGAGCAAUGCAAGCACAGAGUUAUUCACUGCUUCCAACGGUCAUGUCGAUUAUUCCCAUCCCGCUCUACAAGCGGCCAACGCGUCCGGUGCCUUUGACGAUCACGAGAACACGCGCGACGCCGAAUCACAAAUUGAACAGCCGUUCUCCACCAAUGAAAGAAUGCUCCUUUACUUGAAGAUUGUCAAGCGCUAUUCUCCUUACUGCCGUGACUCCAGACAACUGACAAGACUGACCACCGGAACGGCCGUCAAGUACUCCGUCUUGCAGGAUGCCUUGAGCGAGUUCCAGGACUUAGACGUUUCGGAUAUUCCUGUCCCCGCACUACGCAAUUUGAAACCCAACAGCAUGUGA
Messenger RNA from Torulaspora globosa, 2082 nucleotides. RefSeq lists its product as uncharacterized. Lineage: Eukaryota; Fungi; Ascomycota; Saccharomycetes; Saccharomycetales; Saccharomycetaceae. Bases 1 to 2082 code for a protein of 693 amino acids. The record is from RefSeq and is a predicted model, not a curated record. The transcript has a single exon.